This is a messenger RNA of Exaiptasia diaphana, 12697 nucleotides long. RefSeq lists its product as uncharacterized. The coding region runs from base 383 to 11827 and encodes 3814 amino acids. The transcript is spliced from 30 exons. The record is from RefSeq and is a predicted model, not a curated record. NCBI's taxonomy places the organism in Eukaryota, Metazoa, Cnidaria, Anthozoa, Actiniaria, Aiptasiidae.
GUCGUUGCUCCAGUCUCAUGAGUGCACAGUGUGACUGAAUCACCAACAUGUCUUCCUCAAAGGAUCCUGGCAAAUCACAUUGUAGCCACACAAAGUUCUUCAUUAUCACAUUCUUUUCUCAUACAYUGCUACUUUGUGCUGGCAUCGUUCCUUUGUAUAUCACAACAAAUCAUCGUCUGGUGACUGUCGAAGAUCGCGUAAGGCURCAUGACAUGGAACUCAAYUCUUGYUGCCUCGUGAAAGAAACAUAUGGUAAUUUUCAAGAUCACGAGGAAACAAAGGUCACAUUGAAUCGAGAAAAAGAUGACCAGACGCAAUUUACCGACCGCGUAAGACGCAACACUCCUUUUACAUAUCUCGUGGUGUCUUGAAUUCCAUUCGUAUGGAAGUACGUAAUCACAUUUUAAACCUCACGGCCUCGCAGUUUUGUCAAGCUCCUGAUAGGAUUUGUAUUCGUGGAGUUCCGGGGAAAAGAGGACAAAGGGGGAGAAGAGGGUCUCGGGGAAGAAGAGGUCGACCAGGUCCUAAGGGAACAAAAGGCCUUCCUGGAAAAUACGGUAAACAAGGAUUGCGAGGACCUCCUGGACUAAAAGGACAAAAAGGCGAUAUCGGAAAUCCAGGACCGCCAGGACUGACGGGACCGAAAGGGGAACGAGGGGAACAGGUUUCUGAGCCUUCAGUACUUAUUUCACCAUCGAUACUGACAGUUACUCAGAACCAGACAGCUACUUUACAUUGCAAUGCUUACGGUAAUCCCAAACCAAAGAUAACAUGGAAAAUGGAAUCGGGAAAACAAAUUGAUUUUGGUAAAACCAGAAUAGAUAAAUCAGGAUUGCUUGAAAUCACGAGUGCUAGUGAAAACGAUACAGGAAACUACACGUGUUCUGCAAAGAGUGUUCUCGGAGAGGAUGCGAAAAGAGUGUCACUUCUUGUCAGAUUUCCACCAAGGUUUACCAAGGUACCACAGUCAUUCCAAACCGUUCGCCAAGGCAGCACUUUGGAUCUGUUAUGCCGUGCUUCGGGAUAUCCACCGCCCAUAAUCACGUGGUCAAGACUUCAUGGAUCUCUACCUUCAAAACGAAGUCAAAAAAAACGGCGGGAAAAAAGAUGUAAAGAUGGCGAUGCACUUGGCAUGCAAAGUAAAGCCAUUCCAGAUUCAAAAAUUACCGCUUCGUCGAAUGGUGGUUCAAGCUGGCUCCCAUCUUAUGCUAGACUAAAUGUAGCCCUUGGUAAUGGUGGAUGGGCAGCUAGGUCUAAUACACUAGGAGAAUGGAUACAAGUUGACUUGAGCAAAGUAACCAGAGUUAUAGCCAUUGCGACACAAAGCUGUCAAAGUAAUUCCUUCUGGGUUAAAACGUACAGUUUGCAGUACAGCGACGAUGGAACUAGCUUCAAAGACUAUGAAGGGGGAAAGACUUUACCUGGAAAUUUGGAUCAAUCAACGGUUGUAAAAAAUAACCUUGACCCUGACAUAACUGCCAGAAUCACCAAUAUGCCAUUUUCAAAAGAUCCUGACAAAACGUAUUCUUGUAGUCACACAAAGUUCUUCAUUAUCACAUUCAUUUCGCAUACAUUGCUACUUUGUGCAGGCAUCGUUCCUAUGUAUAUCACAACAAAUCAUCGUCUGGUGACUGUCGAAGAUCGCGUAAGGCUGCAUUACAUGGAACUCAAUUCUUGCUGUCUUAUGAAAGUGACAUAUGCAGAUGAAGAGGAAACAAAGUUCACACUGAAUAGAGAAAAUAAUGACCAGACGCAAUUUAUCAAACGUUUAAGACGCAACACUCCUAACAWAUCUCSWGAUGUGUUGAAUUCCAUUCGCAUGGAAGUACGUAAUCACAUUUUAAACCUCACGGCCUCGCAGUUUUGUCAAGUGCCUGAUAAGAUUUGCACUCGUGGAGCUCCGGGUAAAAGAGGAAAAAUUGGGAGAAGAGGGGCUCGAGGAAGAAGAGGUCAACCAGGUCCUAAAGGUACAAAAGGCCUUCCAGGAAAAUAUGGUAAACAAGGACUGCGAGGACCUCCUGGACUAAAAGGACAAAAGGGCGAUAUCGGAAAACCAGGACUGCCAGGACUGACGGGACCGAAAGGGGACCGAAAGGGGAACGAGGGGAACAGGUUUCUGAGCCUUCGGUACUUAUUUCACCAUCGACACUUUCCACCUAGAUUCACCGAGGUACAGAAGCCAUUCCAAACAAUUCUUCAAGAGAGUACUGUGAAUUUGAAAUGCGCUGCAUUGGGUUACCCACCACCCAUUAUCACUUGGAAUAAAGUGAUUGGUACCCUUCCUACAAAACGAAGUCAGCAAAAUGGCGGGAAACUGACCAUAACAAGAUUCCAGCAAAGUGAUAGUGGAUCUUAUCAAUGUGAAGCUGUGAAUUCCUUGGGGAAAAAGAUAUUCUACACGACACUGAGCUUCGAUCACAAGGAAACAAAGGUCACACUGAAUAGAGAAAAAGAUGCUCAGACACAAUUUAUCGACCGCAAAAGACGCAACACUCCUUGCAUAUCUCGUGAUGUCUUGAGUUCCAUUCGCAUAGAAGUACGUAAUCACAUAUUAAACCUCACAGCCUCGCAGUUUUGUCAUGCGCCUUAUAAGAUUUGCAUUCGUGGUGCUCCGGGUAAAAGAGGACAAAGAGGCCGAAGAGGAAGAAUAGGUCUUAAGGGAAUGAAAGGCAAUCCUGGAAAAUAUGGUAAGCAAGGAUUUCGAGGACCUUCUGGACUAAAAGGAAUUAAAGGCSAUACAGGGAAUCCCGGACCAAAGGGACAAAAGGGAGAUCAUGGGAAUCCUGGACCGCCAGGAUCGCCGGGACCGAAAGGGGAACCAGGUGGAAAGCUUUCUCAGCCAUCAGUACUUGUUUCACCAUCGACAUUCACAGUCACUGAGAACCAGACUGCUACCUUUCAUUGCAAUGCUCAGGGUAAUCCAAAACCAAAGAUAACAUGGAAAAAAGAAUCUGGAAAGAUUGAUUUUGUUAAAACCAGAAUAGAUAAAUCAGGAUUGUUCGAAAUCUUGAAUGUUAGUGAAAACGAUACAGGAAAUUACACGUGCUCUGCAAAGAGUGUUCUCGGAGAGGAUGCAAACACAGUAUCACUUCUUGUCAGAUUUCCACCGAGGUUCACCAAGGUACCAGAGUCAUUCCAAAGCGCUUUUCAAGGAAGCACUGUGAAUCURGAAUGCAGUGCAUCGGGUAAUCCACCACCCAUAAUCACGUGGUCAAAAGUUCAUGGCUCUCUCCCAGCGAAACGAAGUCAACAAAAUGGCGGGAAACKUACAAUCAGAAAAUUCCAGUUAAGUGACAGUGGGUCUUAUCAAUGUAUGGCUGUGAAUUCCUUGGGUAGAAAGACUGUUUACACGACAAUGAACUUCGUCCGUAGAUGUAAUAGUGAUGCACUUGGUAUGCAAAGUAAAGCCAUCCAUGAUUCAAAAAUAACCGCUUCGUCGAAUGCUGGUUCAAACUACCUCCCAUCUUAUGCUAGACUGAAUGUAGCCCUUGGUAAUGGUGGAUGGGCAGCUAAAUCUAACACACAAGGAGAAUGGAUACAAGUUGACUURAGCAAAGUAACCAGAAUUACAGCUAUUGCGACACAAGGUUGUCAAAAGUAUUCCUUCUGGGUUAAAACGUACAGUUUGCAGUACAGCGACAAUGGAACUAGCUUCAAAGACUAUGAAGGGGGAAAGACUUUACCUGGAAAUUCGGAUCGAACAACGGUUGUGAAGAAUAACCUUGAGCCUGCUAUAACUGCCAGGUAUAUCAGACUUCUACCAAAGACAUACUAUAGCCACAUGGUACUUAGAAUGGAACUUUAUGGAUGUCAAUUGAAUGGCGAUGCACUUGGUAUGCAAAGUAAAGCCAUUCCAGACUCAAAAAUUACCGCUUCGUCGAAUGCUGGUUUAAGCUGGCUCCCAUAUUAUGCUAGACUGAAUGCAGCCCUUGGAAGUGGUGGAUGGGCAGCUAAAUCUAAUACACUAGGAGAAUGGAUACAAGUUGACUUGAGCAAAGUAACCAGAGUUAUAGCCAUUGCAACACAAGGCUGUCAAAGUAAUUCCCACUGGGUUAAAACGUACAGUCUGAAGCACAGCGACGAUGGAACUAACUUCAAAGACUAUGAAGGGGGAAAGACUUUACCUGGAAAUUUGGAUCAAUCAACAGUUGUAAAAAAUAGCCUUGACCCUGACAUAACUGCCAGGUAUAUCAGACUUCUUCCAAAGACAUACCAUAAUCACAUGAAAAAUUCCAAUCUUGGCNGGGGAAGAAGAGGUGGACUAGGUCCUAAGGGAACAAAAGGCCUUCCUGGAAAAUAUGGUAAACAAGGAUUGCAAGGACCUCCUGGAUUAAAAGGUCAAAAGGGCGAUAUCGGCAAUCCAGGUUCGCCAGGACUCCCGGGACCGAAAGGUGAACGAGGAGAAGUGGUUUCGGAGCCUUCAGUACUUAUUUCACCAUCAACACUGACAGUUACUCAGAACCAGACAGCUACGUUCCAUUGCAAUGCUUACGGUAAUCCUAAACCAAAGAUAACAUGGAAAAAGGAAUCUGGAAAACAGAUUGUUUUUGGUAAAACCAGAAUGGAUAAAUCAGGAUUGCUUGAAAUCUCGAAUGUGGAUGAAAACGAUACAGGAAACUAUACGUGCUCUGCAAAGAGUGUUCUCGGAGAGGAUGCAAACACAGUAUCACUUCUUGUCAGCUUUCCACCGAGGUUCACCAAAGUACCAGAGUCAUUCCAAACCGUUUUUCAAGGGAGCACUGUCAAUUUGAUAUGCACUGCAUCGGGUUAUCCACCACCAAUAAUCACGUGGUCAAAAGUUCAUGGUUCUCUACCAUCAAAACGGAGUCAACAAAAUGGCGGGAAACUUACAAUCAGAAAAUUCGAGUUAAGUGACAGUGGGUCUUAUCAAUGUAUGGCUGUGAAUUUGUUGGGUAGAAAGACUGUUUACACGUCAUUGAGCUUCGCGUGUAAAGAUGGCUAUGCACUUGGUAUGCAAAGUAAAGCGAUUCCAGAUUCAAAAAUAACCGCUUCGUCGAGUGAUGGUUCCGCGUGGCGGAAAUCUUAUGCUAGACUGAAUGCAUUCCUUGGUAGGGGUGGAUGGAGCCCUAAAACAAAUAGAAUAGGACAGUGGAUACAAGUUGACUUGAGCAAAGUUACCAGAAUUACAGCUAUUGCGACACAAGGCUGUCACACCUCUUCUUACUGGGUUAAAACGUACAGUCUUCAGUACAGCGACGAUGGAACUAGCUUCAAAGACUAUGAAGGGGGAAAAACUUUACCUGGAAAUUCGGAUCAAACAACAGUUGUAAAAAAUAAGCUUGAUCCUGCUAUAAUURCCAGGUAUAUCAGACUUCUACCAAAGACAUACAAGAGCUACAUGGUACUUAGAAUGGAACUUUAUGGAUGCUAUGCUCUUGGGUGUCCCAAACUGGCUUUAUCUCACCUAUUCAUCGUAAUCAUCCCUUUCUCAUCAGUACACAGAACCGAAUUCACCAACAUGUCUUCUUCAAAGGAUCCUGGCAAAACACAUUGUAGCCACACAAAGUUCUUCAUUGUCACAUUCUUUUCGCAUGCAUUGCUACUUUGUGCAGUCAUCGUUCCUUUGUAUAUCACAACAAAUCAUCGUCUGGUGACUGUCGAAGAUCGCGUAAGGCUGCAUGACAUGGAACUCAAUUCUUGUUGCCUCGUGAAAGAAACAUAUGGUAAUUUUCAAGAUCACGAGGAAACAAAGGUCACCCUGAGUCGAGGAAAAGAUGGUCAGACACAAUUUAGCRACCGCGUAAGACGCAACACUCCUUACUUAUCUCCUGAUGUCUUGAAUUCGAUUCGCAUGGAAGUACGCAAUCACAUUUUAAACCUCACGGCCUCGCAGUUUUGUCAAGCUCCUGAUAAGAUUUGCAUUCGUGGAGCUCCGGGAAAAAGAGGACUAAGGGGGAGAAGAGGGUCUCGGGGAAGAAGAGGUGGACCAGGUCCUAAGGGAAUAAACGGACUUCCUGGAAAAUAUGGUAAACAAGGACUGCGAGGACCUCCUGGACUAAAGGGACAAAAGGGCGAUAUUGGAAAUCCAGGACCGCCUGGACUACCGGGACCGAAAGGGCAACGAGGUGAAGAGGUUUCUGAGCCUUCGGUACUUAUUUCACCAUCGAAACUGACAGUUACUGAAAACCAGACUGCUACGUUUCAUUGCAAUGCUCACGGCAAUCCCAAACCAAAGAUAGCAUGGAAAAAAAAAUCUGGAAAGAUUGAUUUUGGUAAAACCAGAAUAGAUAAAUCAGGAUUGCUUGAAAUCUCGAAUGUUGAUGAAAACGAUACAGGAAACUACACGUGCUCCGCUAAGAGUGUUCUCGGAGAGGAUGAAAAUACAGUUUCACUUCUUGUUAAAUUUCCACCUAGAUUCAUAAAGAUGCCAGAGCCAUUCCAAAGAGUUCUUCAUAAAAGUGCUGUAAAAUUGACAUGCACUGCAUCGGGUUAUCCACCACCGAAAAUCACGUGGUCAAAAGUUCAUGGUUCUCUACCUUCACAGCGAAGUCAGCAAAAUGGAGGGAAACUUACAAUCCAAAGAUUCCAGCUAAGCGAUGGGGGGUCUUAUCAAUGCCAAGCAGUGAAUUCGUUAGGCACAAAGACACUUCACACUUCAUUGAAUUUCCGCGCAUCAUGCAUUCUUGGUGCACUUGGUAUGCAAAGUAAGGCCAUACAUGACUCGCAAAUUACAGCUUCCUCGACCCAUAGUAAAGCCUAUCUCCCAUCUUAUGCAAGACUGAAUGUAGUCCUYGGUGAAGGUGGAUGGGCAGCUAGUGCUAAUACUUUAGGACAGUGGAUAYAAGUUGACUUGAGUAAAGUAACCACCAUUACAGCAAUUGCGACACAAGGCUGUCAAAGWUYUUCCCAUUGGGUUAAAACGUACAGUGUGCAGUACAGCGACGAUGGAACAAGCUUCAAAGACUAUGAAGGGGGAAAGACUUUACCUGGAAAUUCCGAUCGAUCAACAGUUGUCAAAAACAACCUCGAUCCUGCUAUAAUUGCCAGGUAUAUUAGACUUCUACCAAAGGGAUAUUAUGACCACAUGGUACUUAGAAUGGAACUAUAUGGAUGCAAGUUAUUUCUUUACUUACUAACAGAUGAAGAGGAAACAAAGGUCACACUGAAUAGAGAAAAUAAUGACCAGACGCAAUUUAUCAAACGUUUAAGACGCAACACUCCUAACAAAUCUCCAGAUGUGUUGAAUUCCAUUCGCAUGGAAGUACGUAAUCACAUUUUAAACCUCACGGCCUCGCAGUUUUGUCAAGUGCCUGAUAAGAUUUGCACUCGUGGAGCUCCGGGUAAAAGAGGAAAAAUUGGGAGAAGAGGGGCUCGAGGAAGAAGAGGUCGAYCAGGUACUAAAGGAAUAAAAGGCCUUCCUGGAAAAUAUGGUAAACAAGGAUUGCGAGGACCUCCUGGACUUAAGGGACAAAAGGGAGAUAUCGGAAAUCCAGGACCGCCAGGACUCCCGGGACCGAAAGGGGAACGAGGGGAACAGGUUUCUGAGCCUUCAGUACUUAUUUCACCAUCAACACUGACAGUUACUCAGAACCAGACAGCUACAUUCCAUUGCAAUGCUUACGGUAAUCCUAAACCAAAGAUAACAUGGAAAAAGGAAUCUGGAAAACAGAUUUUUUUUGGUAAAACCAGAAUGGAUAAAUUAGGAUUGCUUGAAAUCUCGAAUGUGGAUGAAAACGAUACAGGAAACUACACGUGCUCUGCAAAGAGUGUUCUCGGAGAGGAUGCAAACACAGUAUCACUUCUUGUCAGCUGUAAUCACAUUUUAAACCUCACGGCCUCGCAGUUUUGUCAAGUGCCUGAUAAGAUUUGCACUCGUGGAGCUCCGGGUAAAAGAGGAAAAAUUGGGAGAAGAGGGGCUCGAGGAAGAAGAGGUCGAUCAGGUACUAAAGGAAUAAAAGGCCUUCCUGGAAAAUAUGGUAAACAAGGACUGCGAGGACCUCCUGGACUAAAAGGACAAAAGGGCGAUAUGGGCAAUCCAGGACCGCCUGGACUACCGGGACCGAAAGGGGAACGAGGGGAACAGGUUUCUGAGCCUUCGGUACUUAUUUCACCAUCAACACUGACAGUUACUCAGAACCAGACAGCUACGUUCCAUUGCAAUGCUUACGGUAAUCCUAAACCAAAGAUAACAUGGAAAAAGGAAUCUGGAAAACAAAUUGAUUUUGCUAAAACCAGAAUAGAUGAAUCAGGAUUGCUUGAAAUCUCGAAUGUGAAUGAGAACGAUGCAGGAAACUACACGUGUUCUGCAAAGAGUGUUCUCGGAGAGGAUGCAAACACAGUAUCACUUCUUGUCAGAUUUCCACCGAGGUUCACCAAGAUACCAGAGUCAUUCCGAACCGCUUUUCAAGGAAGCACUGUGAAUCUGGAAUGCAGUGCAUCGGGUAAUCCACCACCCAAAGUCACGUGGUCAAAACUUCUUGGUUCUCUCCCAGCGAAACGAAGUCAACAAAAUGGCGGGAAACUUACAAUAAGAAAAUUCCAGUUAAGUGACAGUGUGUCUUAUCAAUGUAUGGCUGUGAAUUCCUUGGGUAAAAAUACACUUUACACGACAUUGAACUUCCGUAGAUGCAAUAGUGUUGCACUUGGUAUGCAAAGCAAAGUCAUCCCUGAUUCAAGAAUAACCACUUCGUCACGUUAUAAUUCAAGAUAUCUUCCAUUUUAUGCUAGACUGAAUGUAGACCUUGGCAAUGGUGGAUGGGCAGCUGGCUCAAAUACAAUAGGACAGUGGAUACAAGUUGACUUGAGCAAAGUAACCACAAUUACAGCCAUUGCGACACAAGGCGGUCGUGAUUCCCACUGGGUUAAAACGUACAGUUUGCAGUACAGCGACGAUGGAACUAACUUCAAAGACUAUGAAGGGGGAAAGACUUUACCUGGAAAUUUGGAUCAAUCAACGGUUGUAAAAAAUAGCCUUGACCCUGACAUAACUGCCAGGUAUAUCAGACUUCUUCCAAAGACAUAUUAUAGUCACAUGGUACUAAGAAUGGAACUUUAUGGUUGCGAAUCCUCGCAGUUUUGUCAUGCGCCUGAUAAGAUUUGCACUCGUGGAGCUCCGGGUAAAAGAGGRCAAAGGGGCCGAAGAGGAAGAAUAGGUCUUAAGGGAAUGAAAGGCAAUCCUGGAAAAUAUGGUAAGCAAGGAUUUCGAGGACCUCCUGGACUAAAAGGAAUUAAAGGCGAUACAGGGAAUCCYGGACCAAAGGGACAAAAGGGAGAUAAUGGRAAUCCUGGACCGCCAGGAUCGCCGGGACCGAAAGGGGAACCAGGUGGAAAGCUUUCUCAGCCUUCAGUACUUGUUUCACCAUCGACAUUCACAGUUACUGAGAACCAGACUGCUACCUUUCAUUGCAAUGCUCAGGGUAAUCCAAAACCAAAGAUAACAUGGAAAAAAGAAUCUGGAAAGAUUGAUUUUGUUAAAACCAGAAUAGAUAAAUCAGGAUUGUUUGAAAUCUCAAAUGUUGAUGAAAACGAUGCAGGUAACUAUACAUGUUCCGCAAAGAGUGUUCUCGGAGAGGAUGCAAAUAGAGUGUCACUUCUUGUCAGAUUUCCACCGAGGCUCACCAAGGUACCAGAGUCAUUCCAAACUGUCAUUCAAGGAAGUACUGUCAAUUUGAUAUGCACUGCAUCGGGUUAUCCACCACCAAUAAUCACGUGGUCAAAAGUUCAUGGUUCUCUUCCAUCAAAACGGAGUCAACAAAAUGGCGGAAAACUUACAAUCAGAAAAUUUGAGUUAAGUGACAGCGGGUCUUAUCAAUGUGUAGCUGUAAAUUCGUUGGGUAGAAAGACUCUUUACAAGUCAUUGAGCUUCGAAAGAUGUAAAGAUGGCGAUGCACUUGGCAUGCAAAGUAAAGCCAUUCCAGAUUCAAAAAUUACCGCUUCGUCGAAUGCUGGUUCAAGGUGGCUCCCAUAUUAUGCUAGACUGAAUGCAGCCCUUGGAAGUGGUGGAUGGGCAGCUAAAUCUAAUACACUAGGAGAAUGGAUACAAGUUGAYUUGAGCAAAGUAACCAGAAUUACAGCUAUUGCUACACAAGGCCGUUUUUCGGCAAGUUAUUCGGACCACUGGGUUAAAACAUACAAUGUGCAGUACAGCGACGAUGGAACUAGCUUCAAAGGCUAUGAAGGGGGAAAGACUUUACCUGGAAAUUCGGAUCAAACAACGGUUGUAAAAAAUAACCUUGAUCCUGCUAUAACUGCCAGAAUCACCAAUAUGCCAYUUUCAAAAGAUCCUGACAAAACGUAUCAUUGUAGCCACACAAAGUUCUUCAUUAUCACAUUCCUUUCGCAUACAUUGCUACUUUGUGCAGGCAUCGUUCCUUUGUAUAUCACAACAAAUCAUCGUCUGGUGACUGUCGAAGAUCGCGUAAGGCUGCAUGACAUGGAACUCAAUUCUUGUUGUCUUAUGAAAGUGACAUAUGCAGAUGAAGAGGAAACAAAGGUCACACUGAAUAGAGAAAAUCUUGACCAGACGCAAUUUAUCAAACGUUUAAGACGCAACACUCCUAACAUAUCUCCAGAUGUGUUGAAUUCCAUUCGCAUGGAAUUACGUAAUCACAUUUUAAACCUCACGGCCUCGCAGUUUUGUCAAGUGCCUGAUAAGAUUUGCACUCGUGGAGCUCCGGGWAAAAGAGGAAAAAUUGGGAGAAGAGGGGCUCGAGGAAGAAGAGGUCGAYYAGGUCCUAAAGGUACAAAAGGCCUUCCAGGAAAAUAUGGUAAACAAGGACUGCGAGGACCUCCUGGACUAAAAGGACAAAAGGGHGAUAUCGGAAAUCCAGGACCGCCAGGACUGACSGGACCGAAAGGGGAACGAGGRGAACAGGUUUCUGAGCCUUCAGUACUUAUUUCACCAUCGAUACUGACAGUUACUSARAACCRGACUGCUACGUUACAUUGCAAUGCUCACGGUAAUCCCAAACCAAAGAUAACAUGGAAAAUAGAAUCUGGAAAACAAAUUGAUUUUGGUAAAACCAGAAUAGAUAAAUCAGGAUUGCUUGAAAUCUCGAAUGUGAAUGAGAACGAUGCAGGAAACUACACAUGCUCUGCAAAGAGUGYUCUUGGAGAAGAUGCAAACACAAUAUCACUUCUUGUCAGAUUUCCGCCUAGAUUCACCGAGGUACAGAAGCCAUUCCAAACAAUUCUUCAAGAUAGUACUGUGAAUUUGAAAUGCGCUGCAUUGGGUUACCCACCACCCAUUAUCACUUGGACUAAAAUGCUUGGUUCUCUUCCUACAAAACGAAGUCACCAAAAUGGCGGGAAACUGACCAUAACUAGAUUCCAGAAAAGUGAUAGUGGAUCUUAUAAAUGUGAAGCUGUGAACUCCUUGGGGAAAAAGACAUUCUACACGAYAUUAAGCUUCAUCGGGCUGUGUGUGCGCAAGGCACUUGGUAUGCAAAGUAAGGCUAUCCGUGACUCGCAGAUUACAGCUUCCUCGAUUUAUAGCAGUAACUAUCUCCCAUCUUAUGGUAGACUUAACAUAUUCCAUAGUAAUGGUGGAUGGCUUGCAAAAUCAAAUACARUAGGACAGUGGAUACAAGUUGACCUACUUCAAGCAACCAGAGUUACAGCAAUUGCAACUCAAGGUACUCCUAAGUAUAAUGAAUGGACGACAAGCUAUAGUCUUCAGUACAGCUACGAUGGAACUAGCUUCAGAGACUAUGAAGGGGGAAAGACUUUACCYGGAAAUUCGGAUCGAACAACGGUUGUAAAAAAUAACCUUGAUCCUCCUAUAACUGCCAGGUAUAUUAGACUUCUCCCCAAGACAUACCAUAGCUACAUGGUUAUUAGAAUGGAACUUUAUGGAUGUCAACUAUGAACCAAACUGUAAACUUUAAGGGCUAUUAUAAGUGCUCUUAGUGUACAAGGUGCACUGGAAAAAAUCGCGCGCUUUAAAGGUUGUAAAUUUUAAGGCGCGCGAUUUUUUCCAGUGAUAUUUUUUGGAAAAACAAUUUUAUCUUAAAAUGGAAMAUGCCUCUGAGCACUUCUCGAGAAACACAACAACAAAAUAAUGAAGACACAGAAAAAUAUGCAUUAAACAGGUUUUGAAUAAGAACAUUUUACAGAUUAAAAAUUUAAAUGAACUGACAACAAUCAAAGGAUGAUUUAUUAUUUUGAAAUAUGACAGACGGCCGGGCUCGGAGUUAGUGUAAAGUAGGAGAAUAUCUGAAUUUAUAGGCUUGAACAAUUAUUUUUACAGAUUUAAAAUGCAAAUGAACUGAAAACAAGAAAAGAAUGACUUUUUAUUUUAAAAUAUGGCAGAUGUAUGGUCGGAGUUAGUACAAAUUGCAGUAUAUUUGAURAAAUCAUAUAUCUUUUUUACUUUGUACCAGUACUAUGCUUAUUACUUUUUUUAGCACUCCUCCAUUAUUUUGAAUUAUAUUAACAGGUACAGUAACAAUCACUCAUAUAAUACAAUCGGCAGUCAAAAAAUAUAAUAAGCCUUUGGUUUUCUUUUGAGMUGUAUGGCAUCAGCUCUUGGAUCGUAAAUGAUUAAGAAAUUGYUUACAGAMCAUAUGAAAAAGGGCGUGGCUAUCGYAACGCCUGAGUUUAUAAUUUGUUUAAUAUAUCAUUGCUACCCGUUGAAAGAACAUGUUAUAAUGAGUGAGAUCUGAACGUUUCAAUGCUUCUACAUUUAAGGACCAGAAAUUACAGGUGUUUGAAAUUGCAAAGGUCUUUUUCUUUCAGA